AUCACGUGAGAGCUGUUGGGAUAUGGCUAAUUUCUACUUCGAGUCGUCUAUUCGUGAUUCCGUAGAGGACCAUUACCAUGUCAGAGAACAAAUAGGGCGGGGAGGGACGUCGAUCGUUCGCAGGUGUUUUCACAAGAAAACCAGGCUAUCGUACGCUUUGAAGACAGUACAAAAAAGAUCUAAGGUACCGCAGAAAGUUCUCUCUUCCGAGGUACAUGCUCUUCUCACUGUCGAUCAUCCAAACGUGAUUAAACUCAAAGAAAUAUAUGAGUCUGAAAAUGAAGUGCACUUGGUGUUGGAGCUGGUUACAGGAGGAGAGCUAUUUGAUAGAAUUAUUGAGAGUGGCUUCUUCAGUGAGAAAGUUGCCGCUAAUGUUGUCAAGCAACUUUUGGAAGCUUUAGCAUAUAUCCAUGCUCGAAACAUUAUGCACAGAGACAUAAAGCCUGAAAAUCUGCUUUACAAGGAUGAGUCUUCUUUGUCUCCUAUCAAAUUAGCGGACUUUGGACUAUCAAAAGUGAUGUCAUCUGAAGUGACAAUGCAAACUGUGUGUGGUACUCCAGGCUAUGUUGCUCCUGAAGUGCUACUUGGUAAAGACUAUGGACUACCAGUAGACAUUUGGUCUGUUGGGGUGGUUGCCUACAUUAUGCUUUGUGGAUUUGAGCCAUUCUACUCUGAUCGUGGUGAUACCGCUAUUUAUGCUCGGAUUCUGAAAUGUGAUUAUGAAUUUCUUUCUCCAUACUGGGAUGAUGUGAGCUUGAAUGCAAAGGACCUUAUUUCCAAGCUAAUUGUUUUGGAUCCUCGCAAGAGACUAACUGCUAAAGAAGCUCUAAACCAUCCAUGGGUGCAGGGCCGUGCUGCAAAAUCUGAUCAUAUGGCUGAAGCUCUUCGUUAUUUGAAAGAGUACACAAUGGCAAGACGGAAGCUGAAGGGUGGCAUAUAUGCUGUGAUGGCCUGUGAUCACUUUGUCCAAGCUGCUGGUACUGAAGGCAAACGACUGAGUUGCAGCAGCGUUUAAAUCAUUACACAGGUACAUGUACAGCUAGUGUAAGUAGCCUACUAAUGCUGUGUUAGGAUCAACUUCUGUUUAUGAUCAUCUCCUUUUACCUUAGUAGAAAAUGUGUAGACUAUAAUUGCUAUCAAUUUGCUGCUCACGUUUAGUACUUUAACAUUCAAACUUUACAUGAACAGUGGCUCUUCCAGGGAUAUAUAUAAUAAUGAUUUGGUUACUUCCUGUUU
Molecule: messenger RNA, 1236 nt
Organism: Corticium candelabrum
Lineage: Eukaryota; Metazoa; Porifera; Homoscleromorpha; Homosclerophorida; Plakinidae
Product: calcium/calmodulin-dependent protein kinase type IV-like
Exons: 13
Coding region: 23-1015 (330 amino acids)
Biological process (GO): protein phosphorylation
Molecular function (GO): calcium/calmodulin-dependent protein kinase activity; ATP binding; calmodulin binding
Source: RefSeq, a predicted model, not a curated record